This is a messenger RNA of Volvox carteri f. nagariensis, 3570 nucleotides long. RefSeq lists its product as uncharacterized. The record is from RefSeq and is a predicted model, not a curated record. The coding region runs from base 1 to 3570 and encodes 1189 amino acids. NCBI's taxonomy places the organism in Eukaryota, Viridiplantae, Chlorophyta, Chlorophyceae, Chlamydomonadales, Volvocaceae. The transcript is spliced from 10 exons.
AUGUCACCCAAUUCACCAGUGGCGAGGGUCCGAGGAGACGCGGUGGGCCGGUGGGGCCGGCGGGGUGGCGCUAAUAGCGGUAGUGGGGAAGAGGGCGGCAAGGAGGAAGAGGAGGAGGCGGAGAUGGAACAUGAGGAGGCGGCGGUGUGCCGGUUCAACCUUCUGCGCCGAACGUCUGCGGAGUUGCCGUGCAAGGUGGCGGCAGCGCCACAGCCGGUGCCGCCGCCGCUGCAGCGGAUCGCCCUGAGGGGGCCCGCCGCCGCCGCGUCGGCGGCCAGCGAGGAUGGUGACGAUGAAGAGGAACAGGAAGAGGAAGAGGUCGUACCGCGGUUCAACCUGCUCCGACGCGCGCCAGCAGGGCUGGCCCGUACGGCGCCGCUACUACCACUAUCUCGGAUUGCUGGCGGUGGCGGCGGCGCCGCCGCUGCUGCGGCCGUCCAGUCUGUGGGAGAUGUAGCAUUGGGCCGUUCGAUUACCUGCCAUGCAGUCGGGACAGGAGGCGAACCAACCGCCGCAUGCCUUGCAGCGGCCGGCUCGAGGACCCCACCACUUCUUGCACGGCAGGUCCACGCGGACGUCAGUAGCCCCAAUCGUGUGUACGGCUGCGCCGCCGCGGUCGUGGCGGAGCCGUCAAAUGAGCUGCCGCCGCCACAGCAAGGGUACGCGGCUGGUCGCAGGAGGUUAGCAGCUACCGGUAGGCAAGUAUCACCGCUGCCGUCCAGCGCCAGGUCGCCUAUUGCGCCUCCGUCAGCAGCAGCAGCAGCGGUGCCGCUGGCGCCAGCUGCUGCUGCGAGUGGCAGUCACACGGGCCCAGCUAGUAGCUCCGAUGCCGCACUGGCACGUGCCAUUCAAGCCGCGCACCAACGGCGACGUUCCGCUCCAACGCGGCUCCGCUGCCUCUUUGGGGAAGACCAUGACGGCGGUGGCGGUGAAGGUGGCGAUGGGCCCAAUGGCGACGGUGGCAAUGGCGAUGGAGCGGCGGCGGUGUACGGCUCGCACCCGCUUCAGCAGCCGCAGGCUGCCGAUGACGUGCCCGGCUACGUCCGCGGUGAUGGCCUUGGCAGCCCCCUCCAUCCAGUAAAGGACCCAGAGGAGGCCGUCAUACGCGGAGGACAGCCGUUGCCGCCAGCUCAGUCAAGGCGACAGCGACCCAUGGGUCACAGUCUGCCGCCAGCCUACAACGGGGCGCCGGCACCGGAAAGGCCCAGCAUGCAGCCGCCGGUGCCGCGGAGGGGUACCCGCGGCCGUUUGGCAUUGCCGCCGAUGCGACAGCCGAUGCCGAUGGAGGAGGAGGAGCAGCCACAAACCUGUCAGCCACUGCCACUGCCGCCUCAGAAGCUGCAGGCACAGCGAGAUUACAACCAGCCGCUGCAGCGGCAGCGACAGCAAAAUGCAGCGGCGACGGAGCAACUACCGGAACCCUGCCAACGCCAGCACCCGCCGUGCCAGACAAUAGAACAUCAGGGCCCUGCAUCACAGCAACAACAACAGCAGCAGUCAGCUUUCGCAGCGGGGCAGAGUCAGGGCCAGGGCCUGAGCCAGGCACCGGCUGCUGCCGCCGCUGCCGCAUUGGCCGCUGCAGGCCCCGCCGCCAUCAAGCGCCGCUCGGCAGCAGCAACCAAGAACGCGGCUGCUGCAGCAGGUACCCAAAGCAUCAUGUCGUUUCUGCUGCGAAGGCCUCAGGCGCCCUCUCAGCUGGCAGCUGUAGCACCACCGGCAGUAGCGGCAACUGCCGCCUCAGCGCCCGUCUCUGCCGCCAGCAGCCCCCUGGAGCCUUCCGGCCCCUCCCAGAAACGACCCAGGCUGAUGCGUCUAUCGGCGCCGGAGGCCCCCGCUGCCGCCGCCACAGCGGCGGCCGCUGCUGCCGCUGUACGGCCCCGUCACGUUACUAUAGACCUUGCAAGUAACGACGCCAGUGGCGAGGCGCGUGUUGGCACAGCCUGCGCUGAUCUGGGCGGGUGGAACUUGACUGGCGGCUGCCGUACACCGGUUGUCGUACUGUUGAAUGACGAUGAAGGCGAGGAUGGGGAUGGGAAUGGGAAUGAGCUUGGCAGUAGCGCUGUUGCCGCAGGUGCAGCGGCGGCGGCGGCGGCAGCAGCACCAGCGGGUGUGCCGGGCAAAGGGCUGGCUGGCGGCGGGGAAGGGGGGUCCGCUGAGUUGGAAGACGAGGAGGAGGAACGUAUGAGGACGGGGGCUGGGCGACAAAGAAGGCUGAAGCGGCGGCACACCGUGUUGUUUGGGGAUGAUGAUGAGGCGGAAGGCGAAGCUUUGGACAGCAGCAUCGACAUCUCCAUCAACAUCACCAUCACCACCAUAAUCAGCAGCAUCACCCGCACCAGCAGCAAGGGCGUCAGCAGCCGCAGGAGCACCAACAAGACGAGGAGGACGUUAUUGAAGACUGCUCGCAGGACGACGACGACGAUUCUGAACUUCUUGGACUGCCGCGGUGCACAGACAGAGCUGCAGGUGGGCGCGGAGGCGCCGCCAGUGGAUUUGGUAGCCUCAAUGGCGGCGGAGGUUGCUUGUCGGGUAUGGCCGCCGCCGCCGCCACCGCUGGCGGUGGCCGUCUGGCAGCAGCGGCAGCAGCUCGCCACAGCAUCGGCGACGCGGGUGGGCGAGGGCUGGCCAGUGCCACCGCCGGCGGCUGCGGCGUCGAGGCUGUACGACGGCUCAGCCUACCGGCGUCAGGGGCUUUGCCGCUACAGCAGUCCGCACCCGCACCCACAGCAGCACCCGCACCCACAGCCGCCGCCGCCGCCGCCGCGGGCCGAGGGCCCCUGGUGGACCUUGCUGCCGGACUUCGUGCCAGCUGCCGCUCUGGCCGGCGGGUACGACCCGAGGGUUGGGGGACGCUUCUCCGUGCGCCGUGUGUUUUCCGACCGGGUGCACAUCCCGCUCUUGACCUCAGCCACUGUAACUGACACGUACCACAGCUGCCGCUACCGCUCGGGCACUGCUGCAGGGCCGAGUGGCAGCGGCGGCGGCGGCGCAGCAGCAGCAGCAGCAGCUGGUCCCAACGGUACGUACGGCACGGGAGCAAACGGAGGAGGGCAAGGCGCUGGCGGCGGAGGGUUCGGCGGAGCCGACAACGACGUCUUUGACUGGGCGCGGGAGCUACGUAACGACAAAUCACGUGCUGGCGGCGGCGGCGGAGGGUCGUCGCGCUCCAGGAGGGCUUCAGCGCCGACGGCAGGGGGCGGCAGCGGGGCGGCGGCGCUUGGUGACGUUGGCGGCGGUGGCGGCGGUCGGUGGUACACCAAUAGCUCUGGUAUCAGGGUCUACGUAGAGGGCGGCCAGGAGUACACGGGACGUGAAGCCUACAAGCGAUACCGGAGGUCGUCGUUGGGAGGGGAACCUGACGAGGCCCACCCGGCGGCGAGUGUGCGACGCGGCCGAGGCGGCAGCAAGGGCAGGGGACGCAAGGGCAGGGGACGCAAGGGCAAGGGUGGCGGCAAGAGCAAGGCGGCGGCGAGUGACGGCGGCGUGAGGAAAAAAGGCAGUGGCGGCAAGAAGGCGGCGCCGGCUGCGGGCGUGUGGCUGGCAAAGGGCAAGGGCGCGAAGGGCAAAUGA